GCUUGCUGCUGAACAUUGAACCCACAGAACUCUAGACAUAGAGGGGUCUGGCAUCGCCCACACCGCUCGACUUGAAGCCAGUUACUCGAUCUCAUACAUUCGUUCCCCAGUCGUCAUUAUGAAAGCCAAUGCACCUCGGUCACCCACAAAAGAAAUAUCCGGCCUUCCGUCGCAACGAGAUUUUUUUGGAGAUAUCCAUAUGAACACAGCCAAAGGACUCCCUCCAGAUUUUAGGGAUAUACAUAUGAAUACUGCUAAAGGCUAUACGCUUGGAAAUGAUAUCAGAAUGGACACUGCGAAGGGGUCGGUUUCGACCAUCAAGCAAAGUGGAUUACCUCUGAAGGAUAGGGAGAUCCUGGAGAGUGGCGAAGUCAAGCGCAAAGCUACAGUGGCACAACUAUAUUUUCUGGAUUAUUACUUCCAAAUGCUCGGAUAUACUGCUUCACGAAAGGAACGUCGAACUCUCUUUGACAAGGAUACAAAAGAACGAGGACUAACUGCGUCAGAAUAUUCGAAAGAAUUCAAAUCCUACUGUGGUCGCGAACGUGUCCUGUUGAGGAAAAGGCGUACUAAGUUACGGGUUGAUCAAUUCCAUAUCAUCGCGCAAGUCGGGCAAGGCGGAUACGGUGAAGUGUUUUUGGCGAGGAAGCAGGAAACUGGGGAAGUUUGUGCACUCAAGAGAAUGAAAAAACGAACGUUGCAUAAGAUGGAUGAGAUCCGACAUGUUCUUAUUGAAAGGGAUAUCCUGACUGCUACGAAAACGCCUUGGCUUGUCAGGCUUCUCUACGCUUUUCAAGAUGCUGAGCAUGUUUAUCUGGCUAUGGAAUACGUUCCGGGUGGCGACUUCCGUACCCUAUUGAACAACUCGGGAGUGUUGAAGGAAGAACACGCACGAUUUUAUAUCAGUGAGAUGUUCGCGGCAGUUAACGAGCUCCACAAGCUUGGGUACAUCCAUCGUGACCUCAAACCAGAGAACUUCCUUAUAGACGGAAGUGGUCAUGUCAAAUUGACCGAUUUCGGUCUCGCUACUGGUGCAUUAAACCCCAAACGUAUUGAGUCAAUGAAGGUCAAGUUGGACAAAGUAAAGGAUAACCAAGUUAUACAUCGUUCUACUCUGGAAAGACGCUCUAUCUACCGAUCGAUUCGUAACGAAGACCCUCGGUAUGCGGACUCCAUCGUGGGUUCACCCGAUUACAUGGCUCCUGAAGUUCUCCGCGGGAAACCUUACAGCUACUCGGUUGAUUAUUGGUCCCUUGGGUGUAUCUUGUUCGAGUUCUUGGCGGGCUUCCCUCCCUUUAGUGGUGGAACUCCCGAGGAAACAUGGACCAACCUCAAAAACUGGACAACUGUUCUUCGAAGACCUGAAUAUGAUAAACCGGAGGACCUUAUCUUCAACCUGACGGACGUUGCCUGGGACUGCACGAUUCAACUCAUCGCCCACGCCAACACACGCUAUUCCAGUUUGGCACAAGUAACCAAUCAUCCCUUCUUCAAGAACUCCAAACCUCCCGUAAAAUGGGAUGACUUGCGCUCUACACGGGCACCGUUCGUUCCGGCGCUAGACUCGGAGAUCGAUACAGGAUAUUAUGACGACUUCACAUCUCCCGAAGACAUGGCCAAAUAUGCGGAGGUGAUGGAGAAGCAGAAGAACGUGGGUAAGGUUAAAGAGAAGGAAGAACCAUUCGCGAGAGGUGUUUGGGUUGGGUUUACGUUUGGUAAGAAUGGGCCUGGAGUCAAUGCCGGUAAGGGGAUGGGAGGGCUAGGCGAGGCUUACGGAGAGGGAGAUACUUUGGCGACGAUAUUUUGACGGCUAGCACUCCGCAUGCGUUCCUUUACUCUUGUACUCUCUGUGCGUUUGGAUUGCGGCAGAACGUGCUUAAUGCAAGUUUUCUGCUGUUUGUUGUAUGGUACUUAUAGACGGAUGGAUAAUAUAUUUCUUUCGUGUGCGUAUGGCCCUUAGGACGUUC
Molecule: messenger RNA, 1967 nt
Organism: Marasmius oreades (fairy-ring Marasmius)
Lineage: Eukaryota; Fungi; Basidiomycota; Agaricomycetes; Agaricales; Marasmiaceae
Exons: 7
Coding region: 119-1807 (562 amino acids)
Biological process (GO): peptidyl-serine phosphorylation; intracellular signal transduction
Cellular component (GO): spindle pole body
Molecular function (GO): ATP binding; protein serine/threonine kinase activity
Source: RefSeq, a predicted model, not a curated record